AUGUCGACCUCUCUCCAAACAUCGAUUUCUGACCUCACAGGCAUUACCGUGCCGUCGAACAAUUCGUGCGAGUGGAUUUUCCACGGCGACACAAUUUCUAUGAACCAAUACUCUGGUGAUAUCGACGAAGACCUUGCUUCAGACUUGGUCGAUGGCUCCACCAGUUGCAACUUUGCGACAGCGAAGAGCGACCGACACAGCAAAUUUGUGAAUGCAUCGGCACGACCUUCUUCCUUUGACUAUCGUCUACCCGACAGCAUUUGUGUUGCUAGCUCGCAUGCACAUACGGAGGUCUUCAUGAGACCGCAUUAUACUGUCCCAUCCUCAGAAUCGACGUCACAGUACUCGAUCUUUAUCCCGACUCCAACUACCUCUGUUGAUUACAGUAGGGACAAUAACAUCCCCACAAGCCAGAAUGACUCGGUCGGGUUGCAGGACCAAUCUGCAUACUCUGUAUUCCCCACCUAUACCAGUGACUCGACGCCUCUCGACAAUUGGCUCGAAACCCCCGAACGUCACGAGCAGAUCGCCUUCAAUAUAUUAAACUCUACAACUCAUCCGGCCACACAAAAUAAAGGCAAGAAAUUGGCUGGAAAAUGUGUGCAAAAGUUUGAGUGA
Molecule: messenger RNA, 618 nt
Organism: Botrytis porri
Lineage: Eukaryota; Fungi; Ascomycota; Leotiomycetes; Helotiales; Sclerotiniaceae
Exons: 1
Coding region: 1-618 (205 amino acids)
Source: RefSeq, a predicted model, not a curated record